GCUCACAUCGAUUCUGUCCACCACCACCUCCACUUCCUCCUCCCCCACAACCGCCUCCUUCCCCUCCCCCAUUGCUCCCUCUCAUCUUCUCCUCCUCGUCCUCCUGAUGAUUUAAUGCCAUUGGAAGCUUCGCCUGUUGGGUGAAGCGAGGCGGAAGGGAGAAGAAGAAGAAGAAGAAGAAGAAGAAGCUGGGAGGAGGGGAGGAGUGGGGGAAGAUGUUUGGCAGCCUGCUCAACUCCAAGUUCUACAACAAAUGCAAGCACGCAUUCAAAUGCAUUCGUACGCGGCUGGCUCUCAUACGGCGGAAGAAGCAGGCGAUGAUUCGAUUCAUGAAGAAGGACAUAGCCGACCUCCUCACCAAUGGCCUCGACACACAUGCAUUUGGACGGAUGGAUGGGCUGAUAAUUGAGAUGAACCAUGCUUCUUGCUAUGAUAUGAUCGAGCAGUUCUGUGAGUACAUUGGUAAACAGCUCAACAGCCUACAGAAACAGGGGGAUUGCCCCCAGGAAACUCGGGAAGCUGUGUCGACUCUAAUUUUUGCUGCUGCUCGGUUUCCAGAUUUGCCAGAACUGUGUGACCUUAGGCAUAUUUUCACAGAGAGAUAUGGACAUUUUCUUGAGCCUUUUGUUAGCCUUGAGUACUUGCAGUUUGUUCAGAAGCUGGACAAUAAAGUGUUCACUAAUGAGGAAAAGAUACAAGCCAUGCAAAGUGUGUCUGAAGAACUAUUGGUUGAUUUUGAUAUCAAAGCAUUUAAGAUCAAACUAUGGGCCACUCCAGAAACCAAACAUGAUUUGCCUGCAAAGGACUCAAAGAAACAGGUAGAACUGGCAGUGCCUUUGUCCAGCAAGAAGGGGGAUGAUGCUGCUCCAUCAGGAAGAAAAUCUGAAGCUGCUACUCUUGGCCACAAGAAUAAAUUGGAAGCGUCCUUAAAACAACAAAAGGAUGUUCAUCCUGUUGCUGAUGGCAUUGACCGGUUACGUGAAAACACCAGGAGACAGCAUGCGGAUAAAUCUGAUGGUAAGGGGCAUGUGGAGAAACCAGUGUCCGAUUCAGAGAUGAAAAGAAGGAACAUUCAAAAAGAAGUUCAGAAAGCUAACAAAAAAGAUGUUCGCCCUUGCGAAAAGGAACUAAUGGAAGCGGUGGAGCUAGACCUCAAUGGCCUGCCUAAGAAGGAAUUUGGUUCAUUGAAAGUUCCUGAAGCAGAAAGCAAGAAGACAUUUGCACUAAAUGUCAAGCCUAAGAAAGACAAUGAUCUUGAGAAGGAGAACGAGAGCAACCUUGGUCACCACCACAGAUCACAUAUUCCUUGUGCUGCUGAUCAUGCAGAUUCAGGUCUCAGAACCCUUGGCCUAGAUAAGCAGGGGCUUCAAUCAGUGAAUCCUUUGAAUGGUAACACUAAAAACAGGAUGCCUCCUUAUUCUAAGCUGGAUGGAUCUACCGGCAAGAAAUGUUCUGAAAAGGAAGAGAACACUGGUUGCUUGAAUGCUAGACCACAUCAUUUAGCAGAUAAGGGGAAUCCAGUGCAAGAUAGACAGCCAGUGCCAGAGAGGGCAGCUUAUGUGCGACCUCCUUACAUCAAACCAAAACUCAACAUGGAAACAGUGAAUGAUGAUCCUGCAGAGCGAGCUGCUAGUGACUACAGCAAACGUGCUAUCCCUGAACAAACAGAUCACCUGUCUGACAAAGAUCCUCUUCGACCUGUUUCUGUUAGAAGUAAAUAUGCCAAGCCACCUGCACCUGCUGCUGUCUAUGAUGAGGCGCCUGCCAAUGAAAAGGUUUCAAGCCGAACACCCAGUAGUCACAGAAGACACACAAGCAGGCAGAAUGCUGUUAAUGAUGGCAGUGCCCGGAGAGAUGGGUCUAGACAACCUCAUGGAGGCAAAGGAAUGGAUGAUGUUAAUGGAGAGAAUGUUCAGAGAACUCCUAGUAGCCGGCCAAGGCACUCAGGCAGGAGAAAUGGAGCUUUGUACACCGAGGACUACGAUGGAUUCAUGCAGCGCCAUAAAUCAGAAGAGGAUGAGGCUGCAAUUGACUUUGGUAAUCUUUUACCCAGAACUGGAAAUGGCCAUAGGAGACACAAAAGCCGCAAUACUGAUGCGCGCAGUGGAGUUGAUGAGGAGGAGAGAAUGAUGGAUAAGCUUCUGAGGCACUACAGCAAGAAAGGUUUAGAUGCGGAAAUCAAUCCAGCUCCAACCAACAAAGCAGAAGAACAAUCUGAGCAAAAGGGCUCCAUGCAUCCUCCAGGAAGAGCAAUCUCACUGCCAGGGGAAUCCGUCUGCCGCGAUGAAGAUGUGAAGUUUCCUGCCCGGUCUACCUCACUGCAGCCGGACUGUCCCAAAACUGUACAUGUGCACCCGAAAAUGCCUGACUUUGAUGAGCUUGCUGCUCGAGUCAGAGCUCUGAGGAAGGCCUGAGGUUGCACUAGAUUGUCCUGAGCCUGUGCACAAGUUCAGAAUUAAGCCGUUCUGACAGUUUCUUCGCUGCAACUUGCAAGUCACUCUACCUUUGUUCUUUCUUGAUAUGUGAUUGGAAUGAUUUGUGCAUGAGUUCUCCUUUUUCUUUUUCUUUUCAAUCUAUAUGUAGGUUUUUCUUGUUAUAUAACAUUUUCUCUGUACCAGGUGUUUGUCUAGAUAGGACACUGGUUGGAGGAUUAGCACGAUACAGUUGAUAGGGGUUUUCAGUUUGUUACUAAAUUCAAUUAACAGGGAUUUACUACAUUGUAACAUUGAAUUGAAUUCAUUGAUUAAUUGAGUGCUCCAGAGAAUUAUAUGCA
Molecule: messenger RNA, 2773 nt
Organism: Oryza sativa Japonica Group (Japanese rice)
Lineage: Eukaryota; Viridiplantae; Streptophyta; Magnoliopsida; Poales; Poaceae
Biological process (GO): protein transport
Source: RefSeq, a predicted model, not a curated record